Microthlaspi erraticum is the source of this 327-nucleotide messenger RNA. Lineage: Eukaryota; Viridiplantae; Streptophyta; Magnoliopsida; Brassicales; Brassicaceae. The record is from the annotation of a GenBank genome assembly.
AUGGUUAGCAACCUCGGGCCGACUCCAUCGACAGCUUCGACGAUCUGGCAGCCGCCUUUCCUAAAGCAACACCUCCGUUUCGCACUAGACGACCUCGUCUUUUGCAAAACCGACGAUGAUACGAUCUAUGGUCUCGGCAAAUUCGGCUCCGAUUGGGAAGGACCAUUCCGCAUCGCGAAAGUCGUCAAACCAGGAGUCUAUCAGCUGGAAGACAACCUAGGCAUCACGUCCGAUCGCCUCUGGAGCUCGUCGGAUCUGCGCAAGUUCCACAAAAAAAAAAAACAUGUCCAUGACAUGAACAUUUGUAACGAACUACGAAUGGCUUGA